AUGCCGCCAAAAUGUGCGGGGCAAGAGGGGGACAACCUUGUGCCGUGUGUCUUCAGCACCCAAGACAUCGGCCAGGCUGCACGCGUGCAGCCGGGGCGCCACGGCGGCGGGUCGCGGUGCCUCUUCUGCGCCGGCGACGUCUUGAACCAGCGCUUGGCCACUGCCCGCGGCAAGGGGGUCAUCACGACGGCUUUGGCAUUUUUUCAAGAGCAUGGGCCUCUUGACGUCCUUCCGCAGGCCGUCCAGCGCGUGAAAGCUUUGGCCGGCGAGGAUGCUUGGACUGAAUGUGCCACGCGCUUGCAGCACUGCUUGCAGAAACGUGGCCGUACACAACAAGACCGUGCAGAGCGGCGGCAGCAGAAUGCCCGCAACCGAGCCGGGGGACUCGCAACGUGGGCGCCGGUCUUGGAAGAGCGGCGGGCUCAAUAUUCCCCAUCGGCGCAGGAUGUGGCUGCAGAGAAGACGGCAGAGCUGGCGCAGCAGCGUGCAUUGCAGCGCAAGUUCCCUGCUGUGUACAAUCCAGAUGUUCGCGACCCCAGCAAGUGGCAAACGGAAAUGGCAGCGACCUUCCGCCGUUUCGCACAGGAUUGGUCCUGGUCUUCCUGCCAGAAAUGCCACCGCAUGGUGCCACAAAAAUUCCACCCCAAGCAUGUGCGGUCGGCGGGACGCUUGCGGCCCCAGCUAAAAGCGUGUGCCCACUGCAAGAGUGGCGUGGGCUACUGGUCACCCCGUCCUUCAGAUGUGCCUGAGCCUUUACGUCAACUUCCACAGUCCGUUCUUGACGCCUUGGCCAUCCUGGAUGUCUACACCGGCCCCUCGGAGAGGGCACCUCAAGGUUACUUGGUCCACACAGGGUGUGUUCGCUUCAGCUGGAAGCCGACCUCCGUUGAAGAGCGCUUGAGCGGUCUUCCGCGCCCGGAGUGGCGCCUGGGCCGGGCUGCUUACGAGUGGCUCAUCGCGGCGGAGGACUGCACCUACCUCGACUUCCUUCAAGCCCACGCCGCCUUCCUUCGCCAGCGUCAGCGUCUCUUGGACCAAGCCGAGCUCGAGACCUCGGCGCCCAUCCCCUCUGACCGGCGCCGCUUGGAUCGUGCACGCCGCGUGGCCGCUGGUGACGAGGAGCCGGACGACUUCGAAGCGGUCGAUGCGGACGGAGAUGCGGCAAUGCCUGCGGUUGUGGACGACGGCUCUGACCUCGAGGAGGACUCCGACGAGCCCAUCGAAGACGGAGACGGUCCAGGAGGGACGGAAACGCGGCAGAGCGCCAAGGAAAUUCUUCAUGGCAAAGGUUUUCUCUUCCGUCAUCGGGGCUAUGGCUCCACGCCCCCUUCGCCCAAUUUGGUCUACGACUUAUGCUGUGGAUUUCGCUUUGUGGGGGCCGCGCAAACGCCGCAGGCCUGCAAGAAGAUGGACGCAGCACGUGCUGGCGGCCGAGGAUCCCGCGACUGCGACGGUCGUGGAGAUGUUUUGGGCGCCUGGAAUUCCGAUGGCAAAAGGAGCGACAAGUGGGGCCUUCCCAGUCCUAUCAUGUUUUGGCCGUGUGCAACCUUGCACCAUGCUGGUCCGGUGCAGAUGCGGCCAAGUGCCCUGUCCCGCAUCUUACCGCCGACAUUCCUCUGCAAGAUGACGAUCCGAUUUCCCAUCGCACCCACGUCUCGCGCCGUCAUGCCUGACGUCCUCGAAGCACUGCAGUGUCAUAUGGACGUCCAGAUGGGCGACGGCCGGGGAUUGCUGCUGCAGUACACCUCCACGUACGCGGCGAAGUUCAGCGACCAGUUCGCAAGCAGUUGGCUCAACGAGGAGGCGACCGACUUCCAGCUUGUUGCUGCAGACGGGGGUGUUGCGGCGAUGGUCCUGCGACCUCCUGGAAAGCUUCCCCCCAGCCGCUGGAGCAGCGUACAUGACUUCUUCCUGGCGCCCGGUGUUGCACGCAUCCUCGAGUUUUUCUCAGGCUGCCAAUUGAGUCGGGCAGCGCUCAGAAACCGCCGGCGCGUCCUGGUGGCCGCUGCCAUGGAUUCAGCCUUCCACGAAAGCUUUUAUGGCCAGUGGCUGCUGCUCCACGUGCCUUUCCGUACCUUCGCGGAGCUUUGUGAUGACCGCGUUCUUGCUGUACCUGAAGGCUAUCGCAUGUUGGCCCUGUGUCUUUUGAAGCGCCCCGGCUUCUGGCGCCGUCUGCACGACGUUCGGGACGAGUUGCAGUUGGAGGGCCACAGAGACGCCCACAUCUGCAAUGUCCUCAGCAUGGUGGAAAGUCGCACGGCCGUCAUCGAUGCUUACCUCUCGGGACAGCUCACCCUGGACGAGGACAUGCCUCCGGCCGACGGCUUCCUGGACGCGCCCGAAGUUGGCUAUCAGGGCGAGCUGGACCCAGAGCAGGCCGUCGUCGUCGAACACAUCCGGACCAUGGUCAACUUGGCGCUGGAACGCCGCUACCCUGAAGACCCCGACGGCACCGCCAUGCAGGAGUAUGUCCGGAAGCUGCAAACCAGCAGGGCACAGGUGGCCCGUCCCUUCUGCGUGCUGGGUCCUGCGGGGUCCGGCAAAAGCACGGCCGUGGAAGUGGCAAUCCGUCGCGCUGUCGACGCCGGCGCCCACGUGGGCAUCGCCUGUCCGACGGGUAUGCUUGCAAGCUCAUACCGCAGCAAGUUUCCCGGCUUGGACGUGGACACCUUGCAUGGCAUGUUCCUCCUGCACUUGCCGCAAGAGCAGACCUGGGACUGCAUGGCCUCCUUCGACGUGGUCGUCAUCGAUGAGAUCGGCCAGCUCUCGCGCUACACCCUGGAACGGUUGUUGUGGCUUUGGGACAACGCGGACCGCCGCCCCGCUAUCAUCUUCCUCGGCGACUUCCACCAACUCCGUGGGAUGGACAGUACCCGGGCCUGCGACAGCCCACGUUGGCAGCCGGUCGUCGUGCGCCACUUGCGCACUAUGCGCCGUUGCAAGUGCGCGGAACUGCGGUGGAAGUUGGAGCUCUUGCGGACUGCCAAGCCCAAUAAAGACCAGCUGCAUCGCAUCCUUCGCGGCCAUCGCGCUGCUCCGGAUCGCGGUCCGGGCGUGAGCCCAGAGCCCACGGAGCUGCACGUCCAGUUCAUCCUGGAGGAAACCCCACAGACUCUCUUCCUAACGAUCACGCGGCGCAACGCUGCCCUACUCAACGACCUGGCAGUCCAGGCACUCUACUCCGACGCGCUUCCCCUCGCGGUCGUUCCGGGCGACUACGAAAGCAACCUCGCCAACUACAACCAGGCCGGCCAGCUUGUCGACUGCGAGCCCGUGCAAGUCGCCAUCUACGAGGGUAUGCGGGUCACCCUGACCCGAAACCUCCAGAAGGAGCAGAACUUCGUCAACGGCAUGCGCUGCGUGGUUCUGGGGAUGCAGCGCGGCUCCGUGCUGGUCCGCACCGAGUGCGGCAACGUGCUCUCGGUUUUCCCCUUUACGGACGACGAGAUUGACAUCGACGGCGAGCAGCACCGUGCAACCUACUUCCCUCUCCGACUCGGCUAUGCCGUCACCUUGCAGAAGAUCCAAGGCGCCACCCUGGAGCAUAUUACUGUGUGGCUCGAUGUACCGAAUGUAGAAGCGGCUGCUUAUGUCGCCCUCUCCCGGGUCCAGUAUGACAACCAGUGGCGUUUUCUUGGACAUGCCACGCGACAUCACUUCACGCCCGCAGAGGACGUUUCGCAGCUUUGCAUGAUCCCGGCACACUCCUUCCAGAUGAAAAGUGCACGCACAUGUCGUCGUCCCUCGCGGUCGAGGUCAGCAUGUGCCGCUGAGAGCUGCUUAGUCCUCCAGUCUUCGGAUCCUGCUUCUAGCUGGCUUACAAGUGCCUCGCAUGUGCUCUCCUGGCUCAAGCUAUCUUCAGACCGCUGUAUUCUAGCAUUUGGCUCGACGGCCAGCCUCGGACAAGCCAUGCCGCCAAAAUGUGCGGGGCAAGAGGGGGACAACCUUGUGCCGUGUGUCUUCAGCACCCAAGACAUCGGCCAGGCUGCACGCGUGCAGCCGGGGCGCCACGGCGGCGGGUCGCGGUGCCUCUUCUGCGCCGGCGACGUCUUGAACCAGCGCUUGGCCACUGCCCGCGGCAAGGGGGUCAUCACGACGGCUUUGGCAUUUUUUCAAGAGCAUGGGCCUCUUGACGUCCUUCCGCAGGCCGUCCAGCGCGUGAAAGCUUUGGCCGGCGAGGAUGCUUGGACUGAAUGUGCCACGCGCUUGCAGCACUGCUUGCAGAAACGUGGCCGUACACAACAAGACCGUGCAGAGCGGCGGCAGCAGAAUGCCCGCAACCGAGCCGGGGGACUCGCAACGUGGGCGCCGGUCUUGGAAGAGCGGCGGGCUCAAUAUUCCCCAUCGGCGCAGGAUGUGGCUGCAGAGAAGACGGCAGAGCUGGCGCAGCAGCGUGCAUUGCAGCGCAAGUUCCCUGCUGUGUACAAUCCAGAUGUUCGCGACCCCAGCAAGUGGCAAACGGAAAUGGCAGCGACCUUCCGCCGUUUCGCACAGGAUUGGUCCUGGUCUUCAUGCCAGAAAUGCCACCGCAUGGUGCCACAAAAAUUCCACCCCAAGCAUGUGCGGUCGGCGGGACGCUUGCGGCCCCAGCUAAAAGCGUGUGCCCACUGCAAGAGUGGCGUGGGCUACUGGUCACCCCGUCCUUCAGAUGUGCCUGAGCCUUUACGUCAACUUCCACAGUCCGUUCUUGACGCCUUGGCCAUCCUGGAUGUCUACACCGGCCCCUUGGAGAGGGCACCUCAAGGUUACUUGGUCCACACAGGGUGUGUUCGCUUCAGCUGGAAGCCGACCUCCGUUGAAGAGCGCUUGAGCGGUCUUCCGCGCCCGGAGUGGCGCCUGGGCCGGGCUGCUUACGAGUGGCUCAUCGCGGCGGAGGACUGCACCUACCUCGACUUCCUUCAAGCCCACGACGCCUUCCUUCGCCAGCGUCAGCGUCUCUUGGACCAAGCCGAGCUCGAGACCUCGGCGCCCAUCCCGUGGCUGCCAUUGCGCUUUAUGGAGACUGUCGGGUUGGAAUGCGCUGUUUGGCCGCACCUGUACUGGUGUCGCAGCAUGUGCGAAACCUUCGUGCGCAGCUCUGACCGGCGCCGCUUGGAUCGUGCACGCCGCGUGGCCGCUGGUGACGAGGAGCCGGACGACUUCGAAGCGGUCGAUGCGGACGGAGAUGCGGCAAUGCCUGCGGUUGUGGACGACGGCUCUGACCUCGAGGAGGACUCCGACGAGCCCAUCGAAGACGGAGACGGUCCAGGAGGGACGGAAACGCGGCAGAGCGCCAAGGCAAGCUUCAUGGCAAAGGUUUUCUCUUCCGUCAUCGGCUAUGGCUCCAACCGCCCCCUCGCCCAAUUUGUCUACGACUUAUGGCUGUGGAGUUCGCUUGGUGGGGCGCGCAACGCCGUGCCCACGACAUUGCGAGGUGCUCUGGCCGGUCGCAGCUUCUCUCCCCUGUAUUGGCGCAACAUGCAUGCUGGCCUGGUCGACUGCGCCCGCCAGAUCGGCUUUCCGUCCUUGUUCAUCACCGUGGCGCCACUUGAGAUGUCCGCCCCCUAUCACUGUUGGUUGGAGGACGAAUUGAAGAAGGCCUGCCGCGCGCGAACACACUUGCCUGCCGCGGAAACCUUCCACUUGGCUCACCUCCUCUUCCAGCUGGCUGAAGGUUUGUUGACGGGGACCAACCGGCAGCAGCAAGGAAGGCCUGCAAGAAGAUGGACGCGACACGUGCUGGCGGCCGAGGAUCCCGCGACUGCGACGGUCGUGGAGAUGUUUGGGCGCCUGGAAUUCCAGGAUGGCAAAAGGAAGCGACACGUGGGGCCUUCCCAGUCCUAUCAUGGUUCUGGCCGUGUGCACCUGCACAUGCUGGUCUGGCUGCAGAAUGCGGACCAAGUGCCCUGGUCCCGCAUCUUACGCGCCGACAUUCCCUCUGCAGAUGACGAGCCGGAGCUGCAUGAUUUGGUUCGCGGCUCCCAACUAGACUGGGACACCAGCGCUUGGCCGCGCCAUGACGGCCCGACCGUGUACGACAAGGACGCCCAGCUCUUGCGGUUGCAUCAUCCCGCAGAUGCCCAUGCAGCCCACGUCCGCGCCUUCAUGCCUGACGUCCUCGAAGCACUGCAGUGUCAUAUGGACGUCCAGAUGGGCGACGGCCGGGGGUUGCUGCUGCAGUACACCUCCACGUACGCGGCGAAGUUCAGCGACCAGUUCGCAAGCAGUUGGCUCAACGAGGAGGCGACCGACUUCCAGCUUGCCCGCAAGGUGUUGACCGAGUAUCACCCGCUCGAGCCAGAAAUGUGGCUCCAGCUCGGAGGCCAGCAAUUCCGGCAGGUGCUGCAGACGGGGGUGUUGCGGCGAGUGGUCCUGCGACCUCCUUGGAAAGGCUUCCCCCCAAGCCGCUGGGAGCAGCUGUACAUGACUUCUGCCUGGCGCCCGGAUGAUUGCACGCUCCUCGAGUUUCUCAGGCUUGCCAAUGAGUCGGGCGAGCGACGCAAGAACCGCCGGCGCGUCCUGGUGGCCGCUGCCAUGGAUUCAGCCUUCCACGAAAGCUUUUAUGGCCAGUGGCUGCUGCUCCACGUGCCUUUCCGUACCUUCGCGGAGCUUUGGGAUGACCGCGUUCUUGCUGUACCUGAAGGCUAUCGCAUGUUGGCCCUGUGUCUUUUGAAGCGCCCCGGCUUCUGGCGCCGUCUGCACGACGUUCGGGACGAGUUGCAGUUGGAGGGCCACAGAGACGCCCACAUCUGCAAUGUCCUCAGCAUGGUGGAAAGUCGCACGGCCGUCAUCGAUGCUUACCUCUCGGGACAGCUCGCCCUGGACGAGGACAUGCCUCCGGCCGACGGCUUCCUGGACGCGCCCGAAGUUGGCUAUCAGGGCGAGCUGGACCCAGAGCAGGCCGUCGUCGUCGAACACAUCCGGACCAUGGUCAACUUGGCGCUGGAACGCCGCUACCCUGAAGACCCCGACGGCACCGCCAUGCAGGAGUAUGUCCGGAAGCUGCAAACCAGCAGGGCACAGGUGGCCCGUCCCUUCUGCGUGCUGGGUCCUGCGGGGUCCGGCAAAAGCACGGCCGUGGAAGUGGCAAUCCGUCGCGCUGUCGACGCCGGCGCCCACGUGGGCAUCGCCUGUCCGACGGGUAUGCUUGCAAGCUCAUACCGCAGCAAGUUUCCCGGCUUGGACGUGGACACCUUGCAUGGCAUGUUCCUCCUGCACUUGCCGCAAGAGCAGACCUGGGACUGCAUGGCCUCCUUCGACGUGGUCGUCAUCGAUGAGAUCGGCCAGCUCUCGCGCUACACCCUGGAACGGUUGUUGUGGCUUUGGGACAACGCGGACCGCCGCCCCGCUAUCAUCUUCCUCGGCGACUUCCACCAACUCCGUGGGAUGGACAGUACCCGGGCCUGCGACAGCCCACGUUGGCAGCCGGUCGUCGUGCGCCACUUGCGCACUAUGCGCCGUUGCAAGUGCGCGGAACUGCGGUGGAAGUUGGAGCUCUUGCGGACUGCCAAGCCCAAUAAAGACCAGCUGCAUCGCAUCCUUCGCGGCCAUCGCGCUGCUCCGGAUCGCGGUCCGGGCGUGAGCCCAGAGCCCACGGAGCUGCACGUCCAGUUCAUCCUGGAGGAAACCCCACAGACUCUCUUCCUAACGAUCACGCGGCGCAACGCUGCCCUACUCAACGACCUGGCAGUCCAGGCACUCUACUCCGACGCGCUUCCCCUCGCGGUCGUUCCGGGCGACUACGAAAGCAACCUCGCCAACUACAACCAGGCCGGCCAGCUUGUCGACUGCGAGCCCGUGCAAGUCGCCAUCUACGAGGGUAUGCGGGUCACCCUGACCCGAAACCUCCAGAAGGAGCAGAACUUCGUCAACGGCAUGCGCUGCGUGGUUCUGGGGAUGCAGCGCGGCUCCGUGCUGGUCCGCACCGAGUGCGGCAACGUGCUCUCGGUUUUCCCCUUUACGGACGACGAGAUUGACAUCGACGGCGAGCAGCACCGUGCAACCUACUUCCCUCUCCGACUCGGCUAUGCCGUCACCUUGCAGAAGAUCCAAGGCGCCACCCUGGAGCAUAUUACUGUGUGGCUCGAUGUACCGAAUGUAGAAGCGGCUGCUUAUGUCGCCCUCUCCCGGGUCCAGUAUGACAACCAGUGGCGUUUUCUUGGACAUGCCACGCGACAUCACUUCACGCCCGCUUCCGGCAUCUGA
Messenger RNA from Symbiodinium sp. CCMP2592, 8184 nucleotides. The record is from the annotation of a GenBank genome assembly. NCBI's taxonomy places the organism in Eukaryota, Dinophyceae, Suessiales, Symbiodiniaceae.